GAUUUAAAUAUACGAUCAAAGCAUAUUCAUACCAAAUAGUUUUAACAGAACCAUACCUGGAUCAUUGAAGGCUAAAAGAAAACUAACUCAUCUGAGGUGAAAAGAGAAUGCCAAUUGCAGUUUCAGAGAACAGUUGAUGCUUAUACACAGCUAAUAGUUCUCAAGUAUUCAAAAGAUGGCUAGUCGUCGACGGGGGUGCUUGGUGUAGGUUUGAGUUUCGGCCUGGUGGGGAAGGUCUUGGAAACUGAUUCUGCCAUCGUUGGUGGUGGAAGGAGUUGCAAAUAGAGGGUUUUGGGAGUUCGGUUUUUGGAAAUUUGCGUUCGCGCAUUGAUGCAUUAAAGGCGUCGUAUAUCCACUGUUUCCAAUUUAUGACCAGCUUUCGCAACCCUAAAAAAAAAAUUUGAUAAAGAAAGCAGCGGGUUUGCGAACAUCUGUGGAUAUAAAUUGCGCUCGACUAUCUCAGGUGAUACUGAUUUGUUUAAAUUCCGUUCAAUUUUUGCAGUGGGUCGGCUCUUGAUCUUCGAGCAUGAGGCAAGAUAGGGAAGAAUCAUUACAUAGCAAUGAACUGGUUAGAAGAAUGCAGUUCUUGAAGGAUAUAGUGCCUGCAGCUCAAAACAACAUAAAUACAAAGUUCAUACUGUUGGACAAAGGAAGGAUAACAAUGGAAGGCCAAAAUAAGACAUGCUUGGCACUUGUGGCUGAUGAGACAGCUGCUGUUCACUUCCAACUAUGGGGUGAUGAGUGUGACUACUUUGAAUCCGGCGACAUUAUUCAUUUGAUCGAUGGCAUCUUCUCUUACAAUCGUAGCAGUAGUCUCGUUCUGAGAGCAGGAAGGAGAGGGAAAAUAGAGAAAGUAGGAGAAUUCACCAUGGUAUUUGUGGAGACACCUAACAUGAGUGAGAUCCGCUGGGUUCCUGAUCCCAACAAUCCCAAGAUUUAUGUCCAAGAGUCUAUCAUUGCUCCACAUUCGCGGAUGUUCACUCCAAUGCUUUGAUUGCUGGUGUCUUUAGGUUUGAUUGAAUUGCUAUGUCAUUGAAAUUUAAGUGUGAAGUUUAUGGAUAUUAUACUUGUUAGAGGUUGUUGCAAUUUGAUUGUAUGCAUUCAUCUAUGCAUGAUAUUGUAGGUUUUCCCUAACUGACGUUGAUGAUUAUAGUGGUUCGGUUUAUUUCA
Tripterygium wilfordii is the source of this 1170-nucleotide messenger RNA. RefSeq names its product SOSS complex subunit B homolog. The record is from RefSeq and is a predicted model, not a curated record. The transcript is spliced from 2 exons. Gene Ontology annotation, biological process: mitotic cell cycle checkpoint signaling; double-strand break repair via homologous recombination; response to ionizing radiation. The coding region runs from base 527 to 994 and encodes 155 amino acids. Lineage: Eukaryota; Viridiplantae; Streptophyta; Magnoliopsida; Celastrales; Celastraceae. Gene Ontology annotation, molecular function: DNA binding. Gene Ontology annotation, cellular component: SOSS complex.